Pseudovirgaria hyperparasitica is the source of this 1098-nucleotide messenger RNA. RefSeq lists its product as uncharacterized. The record is from RefSeq and is a predicted model, not a curated record. The annotation marks the transcript as partial. NCBI's taxonomy places the organism in Eukaryota, Fungi, Ascomycota, Dothideomycetes, Acrospermales, Acrospermaceae. The transcript has a single exon.
UAUGGAGCUUGCAAGGCAGUUUAUUAACGUUAACGGGCUUGCGGACAAGACUAGUGUUAGUAUGAGAAGCUGGAUGAACAGACUGACUCGCAACGAUGUAGCCUGCGUGGUCAGUCUGAUACUGGCGCAACUGUCCGGGCUCAGGACGCUCAGCCUAUACACGGGGCCGGGCCUGACUAGCGAUGUAUUUACAAGCAUGCUGAGCGCGGUGUUUUGGCGUGUGUUCUGCCGGACCCCAAGAGCGACGAUGUCCGGGUUCGAGAAGCUGACGAGCUUCGAGUGGCAAGACAGCAUCCGGUCCGACCACUCCAGACGUGUUAUUAUCCUCCCUAUCCUCGGCGCGUGCAACCUCAAACACGCAUUCAUCGCACACAACACAAAAUGGCAGGACGUUCAGAAAGACGUACAGGCUUUCUGGCUCCCGUCCACGACAAAUCUCACGGCCCUCACGCUGCUGAACCCCCUCGUGUCGGACGCAGACAUCAUGAAGAUCCUCACUCGAACGCCGCGCCUCCGGGUCUUCAGCUGGACGUCCCAGCGCCUCGGCACCCAGCCGUUUCACGGCUACAAGCUCAGAGAAGCCCUCCUAUCCUGCCGUCACACCCUAAUCGAGCUCAGCCUCCGCCUCAGCUGCACAUCGUUCUGCGCCCCCGGCGUCGAACCUGUCCAGACGCCCCUGGGCCGGCUGCUAGACUUCACCGCACUCUGCUCCAUCGCAGUCCCCAUUGACGUCCUCCUCGUCCUCGUCCGAGGCCCAGGAGAUACCAAGCGCGUCCUGCCCUCCACGUUCCCGAAGACCCUCCUCGCGCUGACCCUAUUUCCACCGCUCUUUCGUCGCCUCACGACCGCCAUCGAUCAACCGUGUGAGCUGCUCAGGCCCCUGGUCCAGCGGCUGGAGAGUAUGUAUCACCAGUGUACGCCGCGGCUCGCGCUUGUGGAUAUAUUUCUGUCGCGUCCGCAUGAUGUGGCGCGUAGGAAUACGGAGUCGGGAACGGUUCUGUGGGGCACAUAUGGUCGGGUCAUGUGUUUUCAAUUGGUCUAUCGGCGGACUGGAAGGAACUACUAGGCCAGGCUGAACUUGAAAAUGAAAAUUAAUGC